This is a messenger RNA of Tribolium castaneum (red flour beetle), 734 nucleotides long. RefSeq lists its product as hypothetical. The record is from RefSeq and is a predicted model, not a curated record. The transcript has 2 exons. NCBI's taxonomy places the organism in Eukaryota, Metazoa, Arthropoda, Insecta, Coleoptera, Tenebrionidae. Bases 89 to 535 code for a protein of 148 amino acids.
ACUAAUCAAACCGAUAGCCAAUCUCCACGUUUCUAUAAAACGAAACUUGAAUGAACUCCAACUAAUUCAGAUCAAAAACUCUAAAACCAUGCAUGUGAAAAAAAUUCUAAUUCCCAUAAUAAUCGCCCUUGGCUUUGUCGGUCUUUGUUAUGGCCAGGAAGAAGCGGCUCCUGAUCCACCGUCCGGCGGGUCAGAGGAGAAAACGGGCGAGGACCCUCCAGCUGAACCCCCAGCUGCCGAAGAAAAAAAAACAUCUAGUGGCGGUCAAGAAAAAAAGAAGGAAGAAAAUGUGAAAGAGGACCCUAAAAAGGGCCCAAAAGAGGCGCCCGGAACUGAGGCCGCUUUGCCGCCUACUCCACUUGCAUUACUUCUAGAGAUUCUUCUUCCGGGGUUAAAGGUUCCGGCACCGUUGGCACCUGUUGCCCUGCAAGCUCUACUGAUAGGGCUUGUUACUCCCGGAAUUAAUGUCAAAGUUAUUUCGUUUCUUCUGGCUGUUCAGUUUUGCACUGAAAUAGAGCGCUCGGGGCAGAGCUGAUGGGGUGAUUUGUAUUUUUAUGGGUGAAUUUAUGGGAUUGGAAUAAACAUCAAAAAAUUUUUUUCGAUAAUACAUAUUUAUUGUUUUAUUUAUGGUAUAAUUACAGUUUUGAGGAUUUAGGUUUUUUAAUUAUUUUUAUGAAGGUAUUUGUAAUCAUAGUCUGAUGUGCGAAAAUUCCCAAAUAAAAAACAUGAUUCAA